GCACCACGGAAGCAGAUAAUAAAGGAGUCCCAUAACCGUGUCACACUCACACGUGGGGUUUGUUUAUCACCAGAGCUGAAACACGUGCACCGCGGCCCUCUCAUUGGUCCCCGCCGCCUCCCUGGUCCAAGCUCCGCCCACCUCCACCGACUGCCAACGCACGGACAUUCACGAGGUUUACCGGACUUCAACUCCCAAUUAUUCACUUCCCGUCGCGUAGGUUUCAAUACUAACGGGAUAGAAGAGUGGGCAUGUCCGCUGGUACCUCUGUGGUGUGACUCCGGGUUCCUCAUCCCCCUCCCUAGUCCUGGUGUGGUCACGGGAAAUGUUAGGUUGUUGGGGCGUGAGCUUUGUGCCUUGCGACUUGCGCGCUCCCCCGUCACCUGUUACACCCUCCGCAGCAACCUUCUGAGCCUCAGUAUCCGCGGGGAUGUUGCAAGAGACGGCCACUCCACGCGCGUUUCCAGAGAGGUCUGUGCUGUCCGCCCCUGUACUAUGUUGAAGCUGUUCCUCCACGGUGCGGUGCCCUUCGGAUUCCGGGCCCCGAUGGAUGACGAGGACGCUGGCUACGGUGACCGGGAACAUGUCGACGCCGGGGAAGAGCGUUCGCGUCACCUGGCCAGAGGCACCUUCCCGCUGCCCGACGUCAUUCUGAGCAACACGCCGCCGCCAUCCCCGCUCCGCCGUGCCCGUUCCUGCCACGCCUUCUUUCCUGAGAAGACUCAGAUUCAGCCCCCGUCUCCCCUGACACCGCCAGCCACACCCGGAGCCGCCUUUGACGGAGACGCUGGGGUGGAGGCUGCCCAGGCAAGCCUGAGCCACAUUCAGGAGGUGCGGCGUCGACUGCUGGGCAGCUUCUCUGUCAGCCCACGCAACCUACCCCAGCUCUCCUGGCCCCUGCCACGCCCCCCUAACCCGCCGUCUGCUCGCGGGGCGACCAAGGAGGAGGUCAGCGCUGCCCCGGAGAUGAGGAGGAACCUGAGGCAGGAGCUGGACGGAGAGGUCCUUGGUGAGGAGCAGCAGCGGUGGCGGCUCGUCGGGGGAGAGCUGAGGAUGGUUGCGGACCAGUUUCAGCUCAACAGAUCAAAGGCGUCCGGCAAGGCCAGCAGCGAGGUGGCCGCCCACUCCGCGGCGCCGGCUAUCCUGGGCAGGUGCCUCGCGGCAUCCCUCAUCUGCCUGGUGUGGUGGCGACUCUACAACAAGCUGCGCUGAUUCGCCGGGGCUCAGCGGCGCUCGCCUCUUCAUCGCGCCACCUUGGGCUUGGUAAAGGUCUGCAAGGACCACGAAGGAGGUCCCAUCUUCAUUGCCUGCUUCAGUGACCUUCGCGUCAAAAUUUGUCAAGGGUGCGCGUGGGGGCGGCGGCCGAGACGCUGGUGAGGCGUCGCCCCUCGAGCGCCGCCGCCCCGCCACUUGGUUCCUGCCACUAAAUGACUGCCGCUUUGGCGCCCCUCGGGGCGCAGCAACAAGGACUGUGUAUAUGUAUGAAGCUUGUGAACGAUGCCUUCAAAAAGGACUGUUCCUUUGGAUUAUUGUCAAAUUUCGUUCAAGGUUGUCAAAGGAGUUUGUUUCAAGUCUGAAGUAGACUCUGGGACAGUUUAGCAAAAUGUUGCUAUUUUUUUGGAGCCACGUUGCACGGACUCUAGACAAUUGUUUUCUAUGACUCGUAUAGACGUGGAUAUUUGUACAGAUGCUUCGCUCCUCUUUUUGUUUCCUUUUAGAGUAGUUAACGUAGCUGUUAAGGUUCAUAUUUUGAUAAGAUCGUGUGUAAGACGUCCAAAUCUCCCAACUAACUGUUCCAUCCCGUCAAAGUCACACCACACCUCUGCCCGCUGUCUUUCAUUACGGAGGAAGUCUCUCAUAAGCAUCGAGGGGGAGAGGAGGUUCACGCGAGUUGCCCGACCUUCUCUGUCUGUCUCUCGAGGCACCUCACCGCGGGCCCUCGAAGUCAGAGGACGCUGCGUGGGUGCUCUCGCUCCUCCUCGACCUUGAGAGAGUUUGAAAAAUAAUUCACUCGAGGGAUUUUCAUGCCAAGCUAAAGUGUGAAGGUUUGGGAGCGAGUCUUGUUAGGCGCCACGAGUCUGUGGCGAAGGCUGAGGCCAGAGCGAGGAGGGUCACGCUCGGACCUGAGGGUGUUGUGAGUCGGGUGUUCUGUAUAUUCUGACUUGGGUGGUGAGUAAGCUUAGGCCAGGAAUUCAUCCUCGGCCAGAUUCGGUGUGUCACUGAGCCGGGCCAGAUCACCACUGCCGCUGCCUCUUGAUCUCACUAGCCAUUAGAAGCGUUUUUUUUCCGCUCAGUGCUGGACUACCAGUCUUUCAGGGGAGGAGUCCGCUCCGCCCCCUUACCUGUAAGUGUUUCGUGGGGGUUCUUUGGCGCCUCACACUUAAUGUAAAUGUCUUUCAAGAUAGGCAUUAAGGUCAGUCAGGGGGCACUGUCUCGCCCGCCUGUAGCCUAAGCUCUUUCAGGGGGACGCCGUCAGUCUCGGGUGAGAGAGGCGACGUCCUCCCGUUAGCCAUAAGAUUUGAGGAAGACAAAAUUUCGCUUUGGGACGCCUUGGGAGUAUUAUCCUUUGUAAUAAACGCCAAAUUACUGCUUGCGGCGGGACCAAAACCUUAGAGUCAUCUUUGUGAACCUGCAGUAAUGUUGGAGAAAUACAUGCUGUGCUUUCAUAAGGUUCAGGGCGUGCUGCCUCUCAGGAAAUUUUGUCUUCUGUUGGUGUAAAAGACAGAUUUUAUGGUGCUGUACAGAACAAUUAGCAAUAUGACUAUGAACACUGGCUGGCAACUCUGAUGCGGACGGAGGAAACAAAAGACUGCGGGAACAUCAUCCCAACUCUGAACACAAUCAAAACAAAAUGGUUAUAAUAUAAUAUUUUGCCGUGAAUUUCUUGCUUCAUUGCAGACUUUCGGUGCACGACACACAGCGACAGGAAUGAGUGAGUGCGUGUGUGUGUAUGUGCGGGGCGCCGUCCGGGUCAGAGUGCCAAGUCUGUGUCACGUUCAUCAAAGCUACGUGACGUGAUACUCGUGUGGGGCCGCGGCGGGCUGACCAGAGCCCCGCCUCGAGGCCUGGCCAGCCCAGGCCAGGGCCCCGCGCCCCUCCCAGCACUGAGGGACACUUUAUUUGCUCCCGGAAGUGAUUUUUUUCCUUUGUUUCUGUCCAUAUGUUUACGUAAGGCAACGAGACCUGCAUGUACGGAGAACCUCUCUUUGUUGUGUAUGAUUUUAUGUUAAAACUUGAAGGAAAAAUGGUUACAGGAAACGAAGAGCCAGUGACUUCCGGUCCUUCUGUGCAUCUGUAAUGACUGUGUGUGUGUGUGUGUGUGUGUGUGUGUGUGUGUGUAAGAGAGAGAGAGAGAGAGAGAGAGAGAGAGAGAGAGAGAGAGAGAGAGAGAGAGAGAGAGUCCUGGUGCAAUAGUUUCCUAUUGCACCAAAGAGACUUGUUUUCGGUGUUUCAUUCCCGCCUUCACGGCUCUGUCUCCCUGCCCCGCGGGGUGUGUUCAGCCCCGAGGGGCAUCUCUGCUUAAGGUUCACUUGCUUCAGGCGCCACUUGACAUUUUAUUAUUUUUUGUGUAUUAAUUUUAAAGUAAUAGAUUUAUGGAGUGAUCUUGUGCAUCUCCUUCCUGUUCUGUCGUUUUACUCUCACACACACACACACACACACACACACACACACACACACACACACACACACACACACACACACACACACUCCUUCCUGUACCGCUCCUCUCUAGUCAAGACACUUCACCGUAUAAAGACAUCCGACCUGGUUCUGUACCGAGGGCGUGGUAACCGAUGAUCUCACGAAGCCAAAACGCCGCCGCCGAGGCAGGAGCGCCGGAAUUCGGUGUUCCGCGCUCCAGCCGCCGCGGUGAUCACGUAUCGACAUUGUGGUGUGAGCAAAACACUGUGCAAUAACUUGUGUCAUAGCAGCACCGCCGACCAUGCAGCCAGCCACCGCACGGGAGUUUGAUGUAAGCUAUUUUUCAUUGACCUAAAAAAAACUAUACUAUUUCCUUGUGUACGUAUGUGUUUUGCAGUGUUCUCAAUUUUUGUACGAUACAUUUAGGCUACCAUGUGUAAAUAAAUAUUGGAAGUAGA
Messenger RNA from Eriocheir sinensis (Chinese mitten crab), 4100 nucleotides. RefSeq lists its product as uncharacterized. Lineage: Eukaryota; Metazoa; Arthropoda; Malacostraca; Decapoda; Varunidae. The transcript is spliced from 3 exons. The record is from RefSeq and is a predicted model, not a curated record. The coding region runs from base 496 to 1212 and encodes 238 amino acids.